This is a messenger RNA of Akanthomyces muscarius, 1584 nucleotides long. RefSeq lists its product as uncharacterized. Gene Ontology annotation, molecular function: zinc ion binding; DNA-binding transcription factor activity, RNA polymerase II-specific. NCBI's taxonomy places the organism in Eukaryota, Fungi, Ascomycota, Sordariomycetes, Hypocreales, Cordycipitaceae. The coding region runs from base 1 to 1584 and encodes 527 amino acids. The record is from RefSeq and is a predicted model, not a curated record. Gene Ontology annotation, biological process: regulation of DNA-templated transcription. The transcript is spliced from 3 exons.
AUGUCGCACACUCCCGACCUCGAGCACAAAAGGAAGCGUUCUGCCAUUGACAGCGGCGGCCAGCUCAGCUAUCCCUCACCGCAGCAGAAUCCUCUCCAACAGAGCCAUGCUGGAUACAUCAACUUUCUACCCAGACCAAACGCUGAGCGUCUGGCUCUUAUCCAGGGCGAUGGGGAUACAUUUGCAGAUAUUCUAACUCUUCUUGCCGACUAUGAGGGUGUGCUGGACCGGCAGGAGAGCCUCGCAGCCAACCUUGGCGCAAAGCUCACAGGGCCUCGAAUCAUUAAAGGUAUCGAGCGUUUCUUUGAUGGUCCAAUAAAAACCAACGCGACAUCGCCGUUUGCGAAUCCCAUCAGCUGGAUUGAUGUUGUUUCACACGCCAAGGCGCAUCCCAACGAAUUUGUCUUUGCCACACUUCCCAACGGCACUCGAUGCUGCCAAUUUCACUUCAAAGGUCUACAGUGCGAAAUUGGAGAAGAUGACUGGCGAUUGAUCUCCUCUGGUGCUCUCGACCGAUUUCCGCUCGAGCACCCGUUUGAGGAAGACGAGACGGCAGAGCUGGCCACCUUGGAUAUUCUCGAGUCCAGGGCAUCUGUCUUGUACAAAAGGGCCGACGAAGUGGCCGCUAGGGCGCGGAUACUACAUCAUCGCAUAGGACAACGAAAGCAUGAUCUCUCUAGGCGACGCAAUGCGGAAAACGGCCAGCGAUAUCCGUCGACCGGUGGCGUUCCACCUUCUCGACUUACGGCUUCCGGCGCGCCAUAUGACCUUCACGCCGACCUCCUACAGCAGUUCCAUGCGGCAUCGACGCCAGUCACAGUACCGACGUCUCGCUCACAAUCUGUAGCUGCUCUGUCACCGGUAGGAGUUUUGCCUAUUUCCCCAUCCGUUGCAUCGCCACACCCUACUCAGCACCGGCUGUCCGUAACCUCGGGCCGCUCCGGCAGCAGCGGUCACCCGACCGAAAACUCGGCCAUGACAGAAAUGGAUCAUCGCGCCGAGUUUAUGCGCUCGCUCGUCACACAAAAGGCGGAGAAGCUGCAGCGUGGCGAUAUCAUCAGCCCAGCGUGCGAUCGCUGUCGGCGGCUGCGCUUGCACUGCGUCAAGCAUCUCACCGCCUGCCAAGGGUGCACCAAGAAGCAUGCGAAAUGCACUUGGCGCACAGUGACGGAAGAGGAGGCGACGCUUCUGAGGCGCGAAAUGGGCAUUCGUGUGGAGCGCGAUGCGCAGGUGGCCUCGGAGGGUAUAUCACCGCCUGAUGAGCUCCCCGCGCCACUCGCCAUGGAUGGCAUGACGAUCCGCCCUAGCAGUCGCGCGGAGACGGAUAUCAGUGCCUCCAUACAUUCCACGGCGUACAGUCCCGGGCCGUUUUCUAGUGCCCGGUCCGAUCUCAGCGCCGAACCAGGCAGGAUGAGCUUGCCGCCGGUGCUAUCCGGCCUGUCCGGUCCGCCGCCGAUGCAAAGAGGGCGCGACCCGUCACGGCUGAACCAGGUGGCAUCGAUGUUGACGGAGGGCAACUACAUGCGGCCGCCAUAUCCUCCAGCGCAGCAGCCUCCUGCACCGCCGCCGCCGCCGCCGCAUUGA